Molecule: messenger RNA, 1136 nt
Organism: Pectinophora gossypiella (pink bollworm)
Lineage: Eukaryota; Metazoa; Arthropoda; Insecta; Lepidoptera; Gelechiidae
Product: alpha-tocopherol transfer protein-like
Exons: 7
Coding region: 107-1024 (305 amino acids)
Cellular component (GO): membrane
Molecular function (GO): phosphatidylinositol bisphosphate binding
Source: RefSeq, a predicted model, not a curated record
GCGGACAGGUAAUACGAGUCACUAAGGCUCAUUGACUCACAAACUGUGCUGGCUUGCGCGUGCGCACGAGUGCUAGUUUCAUACUGAUUUCACAUUAAUUAGAACCAUGUCGUCUCCAGUCCUGGUGAAGGAGAUCCCCCUAGAGAAGGAGUACAAGAAGGCGACCCUUAUCACCCCCGCUGACAUCAGCAAGCUCAGACAGUGGCUCGACACGCAGCCGCAUCUGCCUGCCGAUCUAAUUACUGAGUUGGAACUGAUCUUAACGUACCACUGCUGCGAGCGCAGCGCCGAAGUAUCCAAACAAGUGUUGGACCUCCACUUCACGUUGAAGACACUCUUCACCAGCUUCUUCAAGGACCGCGCCGUUGAUGCCACUGUCCUUAACGCGGCAAAUACUGUGUUGGCAUUGCCGUUAGACAUGCGCACAGCAGAGGGCUAUGCCGCUUUCUACGCCAGACUCCUGGACACGGAUGUCAAGAAGUUUAUCUUUUCCGAUUCCCUCAGAAUGGUGCUCAUGUUGCUAGACCUGUGGCAUCUAGAGGAUGGCACGUGGCCGGGACUGGUCAUCGUUAUCGACCUGGAUGGGCUCACGCUCGGACACCUGGCGCGCCUGGAGCUGCUCGCCGUGCAGCAGUUCCUAUACUACUUGCAGGAAGCGAUGCUGGUGAAACUCAAAAGCGUGCACUUCUUAAACGCGCCCCCGUUCAUGGACAAGCUGAUGAUGAUCCUGCGGCCGUUCAUGAAGAAGAAACUGAUGGACAUGAUCAACAUCCACCAGGUCGGAGCCACUACCAUCGAGAAGUUCGUGCCGAGGGAAGCCAUGCCAAAAGACAUCGGGGGAGAGUUCAAGACAUUCCAGCAGGCUAAAGAUGACAUAAUAACAAGACUAAAAUUGAAUGCGGACUUCUUCGCUAUAGAGAACAAGAAGCGAGUGACGGAGUCCUUAAGGCCGGGCAAGCCGAAGACCAUCACCGACAUCUUCGGAGGGAUCGAGGGGUCCUUCAAGAAACUGGAUAUUGAUUGAUAUUGAGGGUUAUAGAAGGAUUAGAGGGAGUUACUGUGAAAAAUGUUAGUUGCUCAUUAAGUAUAAUUUGUGUGAAUCAGCUAUACAGAGUGUUAGUGACAUCGUAACGAAA